AUGGUCCAGACAAGAGCACAAACUCGACAGGGAGGCCCUCCACCGCCUACAAUUCAACCGUUUUCAAAAGGGAUACAGAACAAUAUAAUCAACAAACCUCCUAGAAGACGCCAUGUCGGACUCAAUGUCACUUAUCCUGAAGACAAAGUUGAGGAACCAUCCGACGAAUACGAGCUAGCGAAAUCUGAAGAGCUCCCGCAUGAAGACAAGCAGCUGCACCAAACCGAACCGGCACCAGAAGACAAGGAAUUGAGUCCUUGUAAAGCCGCCCAUAACCAGAAGCACUCGAGCGCUUCUGAAACCGACAAGAUCAGUGGAGGAUAUAGCGUGUUGCCUGCCCCUAACAUUAUCGGUGUCUGCUGGGCACUCCAGCAUGUUCUCCGAGGCAUCGUGUACAACCUUACCGAUCUAGAGCUCCACAAUCUAUUCAUUGCCAUACCUCCACUGCAACCAUUGUUUGAGAUACCCAAUCCUUCUCGACCUCUGGCAUGGCAGGACUAG
Molecule: messenger RNA, 501 nt
Organism: Endocarpon pusillum Z07020
Lineage: Eukaryota; Fungi; Ascomycota; Eurotiomycetes; Verrucariales; Verrucariaceae
Exons: 1
Coding region: 1-501 (166 amino acids)
Source: RefSeq, a predicted model, not a curated record